AUGACUCAGCCCAAGUGCUUUCUCGCCGAGAGGAGGGGAACAGCUGCUGACUUGGAAGAAAUGUGGCGUGGCAACAAGGGGGAUGAGAAAGCGCAAGUUGGGAGGCGGGAGACCCUUCCAGUUGUUAUGGAGUCUCGUACCAACCAAAACCCCCCUCAGAGGUCUGUUCUUGGGGUGCUGAGUGAAAAUGAGCAGUGUCUGAGAUCCUGCAGCCAGGGCACUACUGCAGUGAGAUGUUUCUCUGGAUCUGAAAACAUCUUUCCUGUUCCUGGAAAGAAUGUAUUGGCCACUGGUGUGUCCUCGAAGCAGGGCUUCACUGUUUAUGUAGAUGAAUUAGAACAGAAAAAUACCCACAACAGUUCGGCUAUAGAAGAUGUGGAGCCAAGCAUGUGUGAAGUUGACACCACUACACUGAAACCCAGCUUUCACCUGCUGUUGGACUUGAGUACAGUGUCUCCAAUGUUGGUCGAUACAUCACUACAGUCACAAUAUGAAGAUCCCCGUGGUCACAAAGUGGAUAUUGUGGGCAUUGGAGAAUAUGCUGAAGAUAUUCAUUGCUACCUGAGAGAGGCUGAAGUCCGAUACAGGCCAAAGCCUUGCUACAUGAGGAAGCAGCCAGAUAUCACCACCUGUAUGCGCACAAUUUUGGUGGACUGGCUGGUGGAAGUUGGAGAAGAAUACAAGCUUCACACAGAGACCCUGUACCUUGCUGUAAACUACUUGGACCGCUUUCUCUCUUGCAUGUCUGUCCUUCGAGGAAAACUGCAGCUUGUAGGAACAGCAGCAAUUCUCCUAGCUGCGAAAUAUGAAGAAAUCUAUCCACCAGAGAUAGAAGAAUUUGUAUAUAUAACAGAUGAUACCUACACCAAAAAACAGUUAUUGAGAAUGGAACACUUGCUUCUCAAAGUCCUAGCCUUCGACUUGACAGUCCCAACCAUCAACCAGUUUCUUCUUCAAUAUUUACAGAGGCAUGGUGUCUGUUUGAAGACUGAGAAUUUUGCGAGGUAUGUAGCAGAACUGAGCCUACUUGAAGCUGAUCCAUUCUUGAAGUAUCUUCCCUCACAAAUGGCAGCAGCUGCUUACUGUCUAGCAAAUUAUACUGUGAACAAGCAUUUUUGGGUAAGUCUGCUUCUGGCAUGCUACACUUUUCACUUUACUGGCUUCUCGCUAAGUGAGAUAGUGCCUUGUCUGAGUGACCUGCAUAAAGUCUGCCUUGAUGCUUCUCAUCAGCCACAGCAAGCGAUAAGAGAAAAAUACAAGAUGACAAAGUACAUGCAAGUAUCCCUCCUGGAACCACCAGCUGUCUUACCUCUGCAGUGA
Gekko japonicus is the source of this 1320-nucleotide messenger RNA. It is a transcript of the gene CCNA1, whose product is annotated as cyclin A1. The record is from RefSeq and is a predicted model, not a curated record. Gene Ontology annotation, molecular function: cyclin-dependent protein serine/threonine kinase regulator activity. NCBI's taxonomy places the organism in Eukaryota, Metazoa, Chordata, Lepidosauria, Squamata, Gekkonidae. The transcript is spliced from 9 exons. Gene Ontology annotation, biological process: mitotic cell cycle phase transition; regulation of cyclin-dependent protein serine/threonine kinase activity. Gene Ontology annotation, cellular component: cyclin A2-CDK2 complex; nucleus; cytoplasm. The coding region runs from base 1 to 1320 and encodes 439 amino acids.